GGUUACUCGCCCGCAACGCACACAAAACCUUUAAAAAAACAAAAUUAAAAAAAACCCAGCGAUUACAAUUAUUAGAAAUAAUAUUAGGCCCCCGAAUUAAGCGAAUUGGAAAGGGUAUAUAUAUGUGACUUAACCUCCGAAAUAGUCUUGACACUUAUCUGCGAGUUUUUCGUCGCAUACCGAGAUAUACCUACCUAUAUAAUUAUCACUGGACGCGAGCGGAACUCUUAUCAAAUCAACGGACGGCUUAUGUACACGAUCCGCAAUAACGAAGUGGGCAAACAAAAUCCAAUAUAAUGCCCCUAUAUAUAAAUUGUGCAAAAAAGUAAACAAAACCAAAUAAAACUUGGCUAAAAUAAACCUGUCGCCAUUUCAGGCCCAGUCGGAGUCAGCUGCUCCAAUCGUUAAGUUAGCCGAAGAUCGUUGGCGAACUGGAGGCCCUUAGCCGCGUGAUCUUAAUCAGUUCUGUUACGAUACGUUUAUAGCCGCGUUUUGUUUCAAUUACUGCGUCAUGCAUUCGGGUUUGUUUUCGGGUUUACUUGAGGUUGGAGUGAGUUCGAGGUGAUCGGGAUCGGUGGUGCGGGGGCAAUGGCAAUUAGCUGGCCGAAACACCUCCGAAAGAUAUUCCCCGAAAAGUGAUUGAUAAUCGUCGUACAUAACUGCAAACAGAAAUAACAAACCAAACGAGAGAAUCAAAAUUUGUGUGCUUCAAGCGCUGGAUGCGCCCCUAUAUCUGCCUUAUGGAGCUGCCAAUCCAUCGACCGGGAAGUGGAAAUCUGCUGCUGGGACUCACCUCCGUGGUGGGCCUCAUCGGAGGCGCCUACCUGCUGCAGUGUGGCGCCCAGCGGCUCUUGGGCAAACUAGCCCAUAAGAAGUGGAAAAGGGAGGAGAAGGACUCCAGCGAGGAUCACAACUGCAACGUCUGCUGUGCGGACCUGGAUCUGAGCAGUGCCAAAAACUACGUGACAUGUUGCACCUGCGGGAAAUCCGUGUGCCGCGGGCCAAAGUGCGCCGACUGGCGGCCCAAGGACGCCAAGUGGGAGUGCCAGCUGUGCCAGAGCUCCAAGGAGUCGCUGGCCCACACCUCCUCGUGGGUGGCCGAGCAGAUGUCCUUCAACCAGCACAAGUUCGUCUAUCCGAUGCGGGCGCGGAGCGAGGUCUACAUACCGAUUGUGGGCGAUGGCAACGACAGCAGCAUGCAGUUCGAGAGUGUUAGCCAGAUUGGCCAGACUGCCAGCAUGGACGAGCGGGCCAAGAUCCGCGAGUACGUCGAGGAGAUCGUGGCCGAAAUGCUGGGCGGUAAUUUGGACCACAUCAGAGUGGGGCAGCUGUCCAAAAGCGAGAACUACUUGCAACUCUUUGAUAAAUUCCAUGCGAAGCUGAGUAACCUGCUUAUCAAUGUGGAAAACAGUUUGUGCGCGCGUGCGCUCAAGGGAGAUCUGCCGGCCAUCGUAAAUGGCCACAACAGCGGCAAUGGUUUAGGCCAUAAUAAUAAUAAUAACAAUAACAACAAUGCUGAUUCCGAGCUGGCCGACAUCUCGCAGACCCGUCUACGCAGUCUCAUCGAGACCAUCAUAGCGGAGACCCUGCGAAGCACCUCCCUGAGUGCCAGUGGAGCCGUCUCGGAGAUCAGUCUGGACACCAGAUCCCACGCCUCCGGAAAUGGCCUAAAACGGCGCCAUCGCACCGAGCACUACUUCGAGCCGAAGAUCUACCAGGAUCUGCUGGCCACGGCGGUGCUGAAUAAGAUUGCGGAUAAGGAAGGUAAUACAAGGCUUUUGGCAGAGAGUACGCCGGACUUGAGUGGUCGCCACAUUGACGAGAAUUUCAAUGCCGAAGCGCUGAGCACCACGUCCGGAAGCUCAAUAGAACCCCGUAGUGAUUGCAGCCUCACAGACCAUGAAAUCGGACUUGAUAAUGGCAAAUCCCAAUCCCUGCAAACGGACUUGGAAAGGGAAUCGGUCCUUAGUGAUUAUAUAGCCGCACAUAUGGUGCCACUGCCAGACUUUUCGGCAUCCGUCACCGAAUCCGAGGAUGAUAUUGGAUCCAUCUCCUCGGGUAUGAUCGGUGAUGGAAACUGGGAAGACAACUGGCUGUUCAAGAAGAAACGCAGCUCGGCCACUCCGAGCAGCAUUGGCAUGCUAGUGCCCGCACCCACGGAGAAUGUCCGGGCCCAGAUUGGCGAUAAGACCACCGACGAGGUCAGCGAUCUCUCGGAGAUGGGUUCGGACAUUGAGGAGAGCUCCCUGGACCUACUGCGAUGCAACGAUCUGAACGAUCGUCUGCUGAGCAAGCACCUGAUUGGUGGCCAGAACACUAAGCUCGUCCUCGAUGAGCUCGUAGAUCGUACGAGUCUUACAUCCCACACAUUGCUUGAGGAGCACGAGCCCGCAUUUACGGAGACAACCAAUGAGUAUGUGGUGUCUCCCAUGGCCGUGCCAUCUGAUAUUAAAGCUCCAUCUCCGACACCGCCACCACCACCAAUGAUAUUCCAAGAUGACCUAUUGAAUGAGGAGCCAGUCCACACUCCCAUUGCAGCCCAAGACGAAACCGAGGAGCUGUCCAGCCUCGAAGGCUGCACUGGCUUCAGCACAGUCGAGUACCUCGACGAGGAACAAAUGCACGAGACCGUGCCAUCGGUAAUCGAGAUCCUAGCAGCCAUGGCCCUGGGGCCCAUGCUAGCAGUUCCAGCAUCCGAACAGCCAGGCGCCAUGACCCCCAGUGAGAUGCACACCCUCAAGGAGCUGAGUGACUUGGCCCUCGCCGAGAUUAAUGCUCGCACCGUGGACCUGAUGCACGCACACUCGCUUGACAUUAUUGAAGAGGAGAACUCGGAGCCUUCAGACACUGUCUCAAUUCCACAGUUGGAUAUUCUACAACCUUCACCACUCGCAGAGAUUACUACUCCAUCUCAAAUGCCUUCGCAAGCGGAGGAAAGUUUUGUUCAAACGGAUGUAUUACGACCCCCUCCAGCCUUAGAACUUGUUUCUGAGUAUGAACCUCCGCCUCCGAUGGAAGUUGUUCAAGAGACUGUGGAUCUGCCAAGUUCUGCAGAAGUUGUCCAUAUAGAAGAGGAUACUGCGACUGCGGGGGAGGCUUUAAAGACGGAAUCUGCCGAAUCUGUAGUGAACUCCUCCGAAAGUCCCUCAGUGCCGGUGGACAUUAUUCAAAAAACUCAACCCGUUUCUGUGGACAUAUCACCGCCUUUGGAGACUGUCACAGAUCCUCAAUCCGACUUGGAAUCUAAGGAAGUUGUUUCAGAAAUAAAAUCUGCAGACGUGGAAUCCAUAUCGCCUAUUGAAAUUGUUCCAGAAUCACAAUCUAUAGCGAUGGAUCUACCAGUUCCGAUGGAAAUCGUCACAGAAAUAGAUCACGUUAUCAUCGUUCCGGAAGUGCCAUCUGAUGUAGUGAACACCACCGAAUCUAUAAAUGUGGUUUCAGUCGAUAUACAAAAUAUUCCAGUUCUGGAAAUUGUUGCAGAGGAUCCAACUAACACUGCGAGUCUCCCAGCAACUAUAGUGCUUAGCACCCAGCCAAAAACCGUUGGAGAAGAACACGAUCCCGAAACCCAAAUAACCGCAGAGGAGUCACCGUUAAAUGUAGCAGAAAACGUUCCACAGGUGGACUCUGUCGCUGUAACAGCGGAUCCUUCAGAGCCUACUGAAAUUAUUUCAGUCGAUUUGCCAGAAGCCGUGGAAAUUGUUUUAGAAACACAGCCUUUUGUAAUGGAUAUACCAGCGCCGUUAGAAUCUGCUCCAGAAUUAAAGCUUUUUAAAGUGGACAUACCAACGCCGUUAGAGACUGACAUAGAAAUGGCGUUAGCCAAAACUAUAGAAAAUGAGCCACAAUUAGUAUCUGUUCCUGUGGAAUCGGUUCCAGAACCCGUAGUAGUGGAACCUCAAUCGCCGGAGGAAGUUGAACCCCUAAAUGCAUCACAACCGCUGGAAAAUAUUUCAGAGGAGCAACCGCUACCAGCAGCAAUGGCAACGGAUUUUAAGCCUCAACACGUUGCAGUCGAUUCAUCACCUGUAGAAGUUGUUUCACAGGCAGAAAGCAUCGAAGUGAAACCAUCAGCACCUUUGGAUACAAUCACUGCAGAAGUAGUUCCACCUCCAAUUGAAGUUGUUGAACUCUCAACCACUGAGGAAGUAGUGCCAGAACCGCAAUCGGUUACAUUGGAUCCACCAGUAAUUGUAGAAGAUGUUUCACAGAUAGAAUCUGUCGAUACCAAGCCGACAGAGCCUUUGGAAAUUAUUCUUAGAUCAGAUCCCCCAGUUCCGGAUCCCCCAGCGGAUGUUGCUUACCUAUCGGAGUCUCCACCAAUAGAACCACCAGCGCCUGUGGAAACACAAUCUGUUGUUGAGGAAACUUCUAAAGAGAUGUCACCUGAAGUACAAUUUGUUGCAAUUACGACCCCUUUGGAAAUAAUUCCGCAGGAAGAAUCUAGCGUAGUGCAGCAACCAUCACUUAUCGAAUCAAUAGCUUCGGUAGAAACAAUUUCAGAAUUACAAGAACCUGAUCCAGUCAACUUGAAUGUUCCAGAGGCUGUGGAAAUGGAUCCAGAAAUGGAGGCUGUUAGAGAUAAACCGUUAUCGACCAUGGAAAAGGAAGUACCAUCGCCAUCUAUCGUUUCGGACCCACCAUCACCCAAUGAUGUUGAAUCUCAGAUAGUAUCUGUCGAUGUGGAAUCCGAAGCACAAUCUGUUGUUAAGGAAACUUCUCCAAAAAUUUUACCAGAUGGACAAUUCGUCGCACUUACAACCCCUGUGGAAUCAAUUCCUCAGGUCGAAUCUGUCGUACUACACCAAACAUCGCCUAUCGAAUCAAUAGCUCUUGUGGAAACAAUUUCACAGUCACAAGCUCCUGAACCAGUCACCGUGAAUGCUCCAGAGCCUGAGGAAAUAGUUCAAGAUAUAUUGGCUGUUAUAGAAGAACCGUUGCCGAUCAUGGCAAUGGAGGACCAACCCCAGUCUAUCGGUUCGGAUCCACCAUCACCCAAUGAAGUUGUCUCUCAGAUAGAAGAGCCCCUAGUAUCGGCAGAAAUUCUUAUCCCGGAUGUGCCUACGGAGAUGAAUUCUGAAACCACUGAUCCUAUUCCGCAAGCGGAGAUCGUGAAUUUACCAGCACCACUGGAAAUCAUUUCAAAAACCCAACUCUUAGAAAACGAAACACCAACGUCUUCUGAAAUUGUUGCCCAAGGUGAAUGUGUCGCACUACCCCAAUUGAUUCCAGAGUCUGGACCUAUUGCAGUGGAUCCUCCAUCGUCGAUAGAUGCUGUUCCCCAAGCAGACGCUGCCACCAUAAGUUCACCAAUGCCUUCGGAAAUUGUUUCAGAAUCCCAAUCCGCCAUAGUGGAUCCUACAGCGUGUAAUGAAAUUGUUCCAGAAAACAUCGCUAUAGAACCCCAACCGCUUGUGGAAAUAAUUCUAAAAACGCAAACCAUCGAAAAAGAUAUUCCUGUGGACGUUGUUUCUGAACUAGAACCUGUCACAGUAGAUCAAUCGGAAGUCAUAGAACAUAUUUCACAGAUCGAAUCUGUCGAUGGGGAAUCCCAGGUGUAUGAAGAAAAUCCUCCAGAACCACAAGUACCAUCAAUAGUUGUUGCUCAAUUGGAAUCUGUCCCAAUGGAAGCCUUAGAGCCUGUUGAAACUGUUCCAGAAGUCCUAACUACUACAUUGGAUUUAACAGCAUCUUUUGAAGCUGUAGAAGGUGCUCCAGGUGAAACUCCUCCCAUUGCUCAAAGCGUCGCAGAGGAAUCGCCUACGCCUGAAGAAAAUCUUCCAGGGACGGAAUCUCUAGCACUGGAACCAUUAGUUCCUGGAAUGGCAAUUGCUCCACAGAUAGAUUUAGUCAAUGUGGAAGCCCCAGUACUUGUCGAAGUACCGACUGAACCUGUUGCCGUGGUUCCACCAACACAAUUGGUGUCAAUGGAAUCCCCAGACCCUGUGGAAAUUGUUCCCGAUACACAAGCCGCCUCAGAGAAAUCCGCGACAUCUGACAUAGCUGAUUCUCUUCCAGUGCAAAGUGAAGUAGAACGGGUUGUUGUGGAACCUCAAACUUCGUUUGAUAUUUCUCAAAACGAAUCUACCUCUGUGGAACCUAUAACAUCCAUUGAAAUUGUUUCCGAAGCAGAAUCUAUUACAUCUGUUCCAGCACCUAAAGAUGUUGAUCCGGAAUCACAGUCGGUAGUAGUAGAUGCACCAGAAGUUAUAGAUGUGGUUUCUCAAAAAGAAGCUGUCGAGGAAGAACAUCCCAAUCGAUUGGAAACUGAUUCAGAGCCAACAACCGUUGCACCGCAGGCCUCAGAACUUAUGGAAGAUGUCGCUAUGGAUCCCACAUCGCCUGUGGAAGUAAUUUUAGAAACACAGUUGGGGUCCGAAGAACCAAAACUGUCCAUGGAAAUUGUUCCUCAAGCUAUCUCUGCCUCUGAUAGCCGACCAAUAGAUGAGAACAGUGCCCCUGUCGAUACAUCAGAUUCCGUUGUAGAAGAACGUCCAGCGCCUGCAGAAAGUGUUUUGGAGUCUGAAUCUCCCCCUGUAGCAACAAUUGCAACCGUAGAAGCUGUUUUGGAAUCUCAAUCGGUCCCUGUGGAUGCAAACAAUCCUAUAGAAAUUGUUUCCGAAUCUACAUCGAACGCUGUUGAUCCUGAAAUAGCUUUAAGACCACCAGCGAUAACUGAAGUUAUAACACAAAUAGAAUCCGUAGAGGAGGAAAUUCUUGAAAAUGUGGAAGGUGUUUCUGUGCCUGUUGAAAUUAUUCCAGAAAAGCAAUUAUUCGCAGAAGAUCAAGGAGAGGUAUCACUGAUGAAUUCUGAAACAGUGCCACUCACUUUAGAAACGAAAUCCGAUGAAAUAGAUCCUAUGGAGCCUGAAGAUCCUGUUAAUGUAAGUCCUCAACCGCCGGAGGAUAUUGUAACUCAAGCUAUUCAAGAGGAAGCUCCAAGCUCUGCGGAAAUAGUACCAGUUACAGAUGUAUGCGAGCCGAGUAAGGAAUCAAUAACUCAUGUGGAAACUUUGCCUAAAGAUCAAAUCGCCUUAGUGAAUAUUAUAGAGCCUGUAGCAGUGAAGAUUAUAGCUGCCGUGGAGAUUGAUCUAGUAGCUGAAUCCACUGCCUUGACUCCGUCACCAACUACAGAAGUCAACGAUGAAAAACCCACAAAGCCUAUGGAAACAAUCACCGAACCUCAAUCUGUCGCAAUAGACUCAACGGAAUAUCCAACAGUGGUUUUAGACAGUGAGUUCGUUGGGGUGGAUUCUGUACAAGUAAUUACAGGCUCUGAAUCUGUCGAUAUGGAACUUGUUCCCCAACCCGAAGCUUUCGCAGGGGAUCCACAAGAAAUUAUAGGAACGGUGCCACAGGUAGAAUCUAUCGAAGUCGAUAAGCCAACGCCUACCCAAUAUAAAUCUGAUGAUGAUGUAGCACAGGCUGAUCCUGUCGGAGAGGAACCCUUAGAGUCUGUGGAAAUUGUUUCUCAAGUUGUAUCUGUUUCCUAUGAUACAUGUUCAGUAAUAGCUGAUUCUGAAACUAAAUUAGAAAAGUCAGCGGAUGUAGAUAUUGCUCCGGACCCUGAACCCCUUGCUGUGACAAUAAAUUCGCAGGAUAAAGUUGUGGCAAUGGAACCCCCUAAGGCUGCCGUUAAUGAUAUCCCAGAGUCUGCAGAACUUGUUCGAGAAAAAGAAUCUGAUAUUGAAAAAAACCCAGAAACGCAACCUGCCAUAGAGGAUGGCGCCGAUUCUCAAGAUGUUAUUAUAGAAACGGACCCGGUCGCAGUGAUACCGCUUAAGUCGGUUGAAGAUGUUCCUGAGAAUAAAAUUGAUGUUGAACCCAUAGAUCCUAUAGAAAUUGUGCCAAAAGUUGAAGCAGUUGGAAUAGAAGAUGAGUCAGAAAUCAAACCAUCUGCAAUUACUGAAGUGGACGAUGUGAAACCCCCAGCAUCUCUGCAAAUUGAUGAAACUGUGACACAGAAUUCGCCUGUUUCUGUUGAAAUGGUUCCGGAGGCGGUGGAACCCUUAGCUGCUGUUGAAGUUAUUGCCCAAGCUGAAUCUGUAUCUUUGGAGAAAACAGUAACUGAAGAGCCCAUUUCUCAAACGGAGUCUAUCGUUGUGGAUUCCCCACAACCUCUAAACGUUGCUCCUCAAGAAGAUUCUGUUCCUACAUCGGCAUCAGUGCCCACAAGCAUUGAAACACAACCUAACGAUUUGGAACCCCAAGCUUCUGCGAAUCUUGUUCUAGAAGCUGACUCUGUCACUGUGGAUCCAUCAGAAACUGCACAAGUUCUUUCAUCAAAUGGGAUAAUUGUUUCAGAGUCACAAGUGAUUGAUUCGGAACACCCAGCACUUGAUGUAGUUUCAGAAGUAGAAAUGAAAAGCUUGCUUGCAGAACCGCCGGCAUCGGAACCCCUUGAUUCCGAAUCAGCUGCACCGCCAAAGCCAGUGGUAAUUGUUCCUGAAAUAGAAUCUGUAACAAAGGAUACUAUAGUUCCUGUGGAAACGGAUACCCCAGUGGAUACCAUCGUUUCUGUUGAAGUUCUAACGGAUACAAAACAUGUCCCAGUAUUACCACCAGUUCAGGUGGAAGAAACGGAGAGUGUCGCUCAAGAAGCACCUCCAUCUGCUGAAGAUAUUUCGAAUGCUGUAAUCGUUGAACCUCAAACUGUGGAUAUGGAUUGCAUUACAGAGGUGGAAACUUUAACGUCAGAGGAACCCAAAUCGAUUUCUACAAACGAUUUCCAACCAGAAGGUAUCCAAAGAAAUGCAUCAAUAGACUCCGCCUGUUCCGCUCUAGGAUCCAUUGCGGAGCGCGAGGUGAAGAAGUGGUAUAACGCCGUUGAGAUGCCAAAUAAUCCAUACGCCCCGGAGGCCCUGAAGCAGCGCAUCAGCGGCACCCAGGAGCGGUACAUGGAUGUGCCGAACAUCAGUCCGAGUGCUGAGCAAAAGGCCCUAGCAUCGGCGCUGACGGAAAAUCCGGAUCCGCCAUCGCCGAAAACGGACUAUAAGCGCUAUAGCCGCGACUACUAUAUCAAUAAUGCUCCCACGCCCACUGACAGCACGGGCAGUGGAAACGCCGCCGCCUCCGUCGCAGCCGAGGAUGUGGAGGACAUCGUGAUCAACGAGGCUCAAAAAGAAAGCAAACAGCCGCAGGAGUUGGUGUACAAAGCCUUGCCAGUUCAGGUCCUGGACGAGUCCCUGGACUCCCAAUCGAAUCCCUCGCUGCACUCCCUGCAGACCACGACCACAACCAGCGAUGAAUCCGAUACGGUACGGAUCUACGAUUUUAACAAGCAGGAAACGACGGUUAUAAAAAAGGCUGUUCCGGUGGAGCAGCAGCCCAGCACCUCCACCACAUCGUCCAUGGAGUCCGCCCAGAGUGGUCCGCCUUCAUCUUCUUCCAUCGACUCGUCUGUCUCAAAGAAGCGGGAGCGACCCGUGGUCCUUCAGUUUGGUCCUGGGGACUCGGCGCCCACAAUAGGUUCUCCUGUCAGUACACCCACGCGGGGAUCCACUCCUCCUGCUUUUAGAUUCUUGCAGCCCAAACGUCGCCUCAUUGAUCCCAGUCAGGUGCUAUCCGUCGAUGAAGAUGAUGUGCCUGAACCUACUCCUCCGUCGGCGGAGAAGCCCGCCAUUGAAGAUGAAGUGGUCCAUUCCAUGCCAUCGGUUAAGGCCCUGGCUCAGGCCUUCCUUUUGACCAGCAAGCACACACAACCACAGCGGAGAUGGCGGGCCACGGUAAGAAUAGCAGCCCCGCCAGAUACACCAGAUAAGCCAGACACAUCACUGACCAAGCGUCACAAACUGGAGCACGCAGUCUCCAUGGCAGAAGUAGCCGAUGAGUCGACUAUUGCCUCUGACUUAUCAUCCCUCGAAACGGACCCCUCUAUACACUCGGAGGGCAAUCCACCCAUUGCCUCGCCGGCGAGUCCUGUGCCCGUGCGACAUGGCUUCCUCCGGAGCAAUAUUGCUUUCUUUGAGAAUUUAAAGUUCAAGUGAAUAUUCGAAUGGAGUUCAGAAAGUGUGCGGCCAUUGGUUGAUCUUCCCGGAAGGGAAAAUGCACGAUAAUGACGAGGCACACAGCCCAUAAUCCAAACCAAAUAUUCGCCAAAAACCAUGUGCCAUGGCCUCCAUUCCCCAGUCCGAAAAUUCACACAACCAAGUACUUAACUUCAAUUGGCACUCCAAUGUGCGCCAUUGUUAAUUGUAGCUCGUAAUUACUAUUACAUAAUUCUUAUAUCCAUGGAUACUAUUUAUUUAGCUCUAAGAUAUGUAUUGUGUAUUUUUAGGCAUAAGCGAAACUAUUUCCCAUUUCAGCUGAAUAAUGUUACACUUCAACCGAACUAGUUUAAAUGUUACAUAAUUGUACUCAAUAAAACAUAUAGAGAAGAAAAA
Molecule: messenger RNA, 10382 nt
Organism: Drosophila subpulchrella
Lineage: Eukaryota; Metazoa; Arthropoda; Insecta; Diptera; Drosophilidae
Gene: M7BP
Product: mucin-17
Exons: 17
Coding region: 720-9986 (3088 amino acids)
Source: RefSeq, a predicted model, not a curated record